AGUGUGAGCGCAGCCGCGCAGCAGACACACGCAUCUCCCACUCGCAGCAUCAACAUCUCCCACUCGCAGCAUCAGGACCGAAGGAGAAGGAGAUGGAGAUAGAUUCUCCUCCACUAAGGAACGUCUCCAAAAUGUUUUCCCUCCAGCUGAAGUGAGCCAGCAGGACACCGGAGGAGGAUUGCAUGUUCCCAGACGACAUGGGCGAUGCGUUCAAGGACCAAUAAUCCUAUCUGAAUCCAGGAGACUGGGACAGUGGAUUGUAGCAGCAGCUCACCUCAUGAUUUAAAAGGCGUUUGAUGCACGGGGAGGAAGUGCAGGAUGAGUGAGGGAUACGCCAGCAGAGGCUUUUUACUCGCCAUGGUGCUCGCCAUCAGCCUGUGCGACAUGACUGAGGGCGCCACAGCGCCGCAGCACGUUCCCACGGGCACCUGCGAGGUGGUGGCGCUGCACCGCUGCUGCAACAGGAACAAGAUCGAGGAGCGCUCGCAGACCGUCAAGUGCUCCUGCUUCCCGGGACAAGUGGCCGGCACCACCAGGGCGGCGCCUUCCUGUGUCGACGCCUCCAUCGUGGCCCAGAAGUGGUGGUGUCAGAUGCAACCCUGCCUCCACGGAGAAGAGUGCAAAGUUCUGCCCGACCUGAAGGGCUGGAGCUGCGCCACGGGCAACAAGAUCAAGACCACCAAGAUUUCUGCGGAUCGGGAGCAACUUUGGUAACAUCACGUUCUUCACGGGGGAGUAAAGGCGAUUCCAAGAGAGGAGAGGACUUUUCCUGUAAAUAUAGAGACUUCUUUCCUUCUGGACUUCAACACACCCUAGACCUUUGGACAUAGACCACGCUCCUUCUUUUGGACUCGAGUCCGUCUUCGCGCUGGAACUUUGCCGCCGUGUUCCAAAUCUUCGGGCGUGUCCUCCUCGGCAAGGAAUCCUCACCCAGGAGGAAAAGAUGUAGCAGAGUAGCAUAUUUUUUAAAAAGAAAACUGUCCGGGGGCCGACAUGUUCCCUUUCCACGUGGACGACGUCAGAGAAGAACACGCCUUUGGAGGCGGGACUUCAGUGACGUCAUCUUCGCAACUUUGUCAAGCAGCUUCGGAAAUAUCACUUUUCUGCUUCUUUUUUUCCCGCAGGAGUCCAGGUAAUGUAGCUAACUAUCUACAUUGGGGGUGUCCAAAGUGUGGCACGGGGGCUCUUUUGGGCCCGCAAGUAGUUUUUCUUCCUCUCAGAAUCAAAUUAAUCAAUAAUGAAGAAUAUAAGAUAUAACACAAUAACACAAAAGCUAAACUGUUUUUUUUUCCCCAACCCAUAACCGUAUUUUCCGGACUAUAAAGCGCACCUGAAUAUAAGCCACACUCUUUACAUUUUAAAAUAAACAUGUUUCCAUAUAUUAGCCACAUAAGUCACAGAUACAAACUUAUUAUUACAACCUUACUUUACACAGAAAUGUUCCGGAAAUCUUAAUUUGCAUACCUUGAUUAUCUGUAACACGGCAGUAAAACGGCUGGACAAACAAAACAGAAGUCAUGGUCUCCAAUCCGCUCAAUUAAGUGAAUAAGUUAAAGUACCAAUGAUAGUCACACACACACACACACACACACACACACACACACACACACUAGGUGCGGCAAAAUUAUUCUCUGCAUUUCACCCUUGAUCACCCACCUGGGAGGUGAGGGGAGCAGUGAGCAGCAGUAGUGACCGCGGCCGGGAAUCAUUUUUUGGGUGAUUUAACCCCCAGUUCCAAGCCUUGAUGUCUGAGUGCCAAGCAGGGAGGUAAUGGAUCCCGUUUUCAUAGUCUUUGGUAUGACUCGGCCGGGAUUGAAACUCACAACCUACCGAAUUGUCUGUAACGCGGCAGUAAAACGGCUGAGCGAACAAAACAGAAGUCAUGGUCUCCAAUUUGCCGAAGAGACUCAAUUAAGUUAAAAAGUUAAAGCACCAAUGAUUGUCACACUCACUAAUUAUUCCUUGCAUUUGACUCAUCACCUUUGAUCAUCCUCCUGGGAGGUGAGGGGAGCAGUGAGCAACCGUGGUGGCCACGCCCGGGAAUCAUUUUUUGGGUGAUUUAACCCCCAGUUCCAACCCUUGAUGCUGAGUGCCAAGCAGGGAGGUAAUGGGUCUCAUUUUUAUAGUCUUUGGUAUGGCUCGGCUGGGAUUUGAACUCAUAACCUACCGAAAUGUCUGUAACGUGGCAGUAAAAUGGCAGAUUGAACAAAACAGAAGUCAUGGUCUUCAAUCAGCUAAACAGACUCAAUUAAGUUAAUAAGUUGAAGUACCAAUGAUAGUCACACACACUAAUUAUUCCCUGCAUUUGACUCAUCCCCUUUGAUCAUCCUCCUGGGAGGUGAGGGUUAGCAGUGGUGGCCACACCCGAGAAUCAUUUUUUUGGUAAUUUAACCCCCAGUUCAAACUCUUGAUGCUGCGUGCCAAGCAGGGAGGUAAUGGCUCCCAUUGUUGUGGUCUUUAGUAUGGCUCGGCCGGGGUUUGAACUUACAACCUACCGAAUUGUCUGUAACACGGCAGUAAAACGGCGGAUCGAACAAAACAGAAGUCAUGGUCUCCAAUCAGAGAAACAGACUCAAUUAAGUUAAAGUACCAAUGAUAGUCAUACGCACACUAAGUUUGGUGAAUUUAUUCUCUGCAUUUGACCCAUCACCCUUGAUCACCCCUCUGGGAGGUGAGGGGAGCAGUGAGCAGCAGUGGUGGCCACGCCCGGGAAUCAUUUUUUGGUGAUUUAACCCCCAAUUCCAACCCCUGAUGCUGCGUGCCAAGCAGGGAGGUAAUGACUCCCAAUUUUGUGGUCUUUGGUAUGACUCGGCCGGGGUUUGAACCCACGACCUACCCACCUCAGGGCAGACACUCCAACCACGAAGGUUUUGGUCAAUUUACUGAGGAAUUUGUACAAUUUAAGCAAUAAAAAAAUAAUAUUAUUGUCAAUUAAUGAUACUAAGACAGACGUAAACGUGUUAGCAUGUUAGCUAAUGCUAACGACAUUAGCUUGAUUAUAUUAUAUUAGCAUCCACACAAGGCGGCUCUAAUAAGUAGGAAUUGUUUUAGAUAUAUUGUAAAACCUGCAAACGUUGCUUGGAGCAAUGCACGGGAAAUCCGUGCGAGUAGAAACGCCAUGGACGGCUUCUAAGCCAAAACGGCACUUCUACUUCCGGUUCAAAGCUCCCAACUGAACAACACUGAGCCAACUGGUCCAAAAGAUGGCUCAUGAGCACAAAAAAUAACACACCUUUCGGUAUAUUUUAUAAACUAUUUGCAUAAAUAAGCUACACUGCUUUAUGAACCGCGGGGUUCCAAACGUGGGAAAAAGUAGUGGCUUAUAGUCCGGAAUAUACGUUACUUGUACAUUAAAUUGGUUUUAUUAUUUUCAAUGUACAAAACAAGUAUGAAUGUAACUUUUAAUUUUUUGGUGGGAAAAGUUAGGACACCCUUGAUGUAGACAGAGAUCAUGUUUUAUAUCGCAUUCAGUAACAUGACAACAUGAAUAAGUGAUGACAUCAUUAAUAAACU
Nerophis ophidion (straightnose pipefish) is the source of this 3513-nucleotide messenger RNA. Its product is annotated as chemokine-like protein TAFA-2. The coding region runs from base 319 to 714 and encodes 131 amino acids. Gene Ontology annotation, molecular function: receptor ligand activity. The record is from RefSeq and is a predicted model, not a curated record. The transcript is spliced from 6 exons. Lineage: Eukaryota; Metazoa; Chordata; Actinopteri; Syngnathiformes; Syngnathidae.